This is a messenger RNA of Drosophila ficusphila, 675 nucleotides long. RefSeq lists its product as uncharacterized. Gene Ontology annotation, molecular function: nucleic acid binding. The coding region runs from base 1 to 675 and encodes 224 amino acids. The record is from RefSeq and is a predicted model, not a curated record. The transcript has a single exon. Lineage: Eukaryota; Metazoa; Arthropoda; Insecta; Diptera; Drosophilidae.
AUGCUGCAGGAGUUCAGGGACCAUUUCAUUGCCAACCAGGAUGCCAUAACGGAGUUCGCAGCCACGCGUGGGAUCACCUUCUCGUUCAUCCCGCCCCGAGCGCCCCAUUUUGGCGGCCUAUGGGAGGCGGCCGUGAAAUCAGCAAAGGGAUUAAUGGUCAAGGCCGUGGGCAGCGCAGUGCUCCGACAGGACGAGUUGAACACCGUCUUGGUAGAAGUCGAAGCCAUUCUCAAUUCGAGGCCCAUCGUCGUGGACAGCUCCAACCCAAACGACGGCGAAGCAGUAACCCCAGCUCAUCUGCUGGUCGGAACAACGCUCGUUGCGCUGCCAUUCGUGUCAAGUCAGCCAGUAACAGACGACAAACUGAGCUACUUGAAGAGAUGGCAACUGAUAUCCGCCGUCAAGCAACGGUUUUGGGUAGACUGGCAAAAAGACUACGUCCUGAGCCUGCAACAACGACAGAAGUGGCUAAGCGAGAGCCACAAUAUACAAAUCGGAACCAUCGUCGUGGUCCACGAGGACAACAGUCCGCCUCAACAGUGGCUAAUGGGAGUCAUCGAGGAGGCCAUCAAAGGCGAGGAUGGAAAAGUUCGCGUGGCGGUCGUCAGAACUAAAUCUGGCGUUUUUAAGCGAUCAAUACGUCGAUUAGCUCCUUUGCCUGUGAAUGAAUUUUGA